This is a messenger RNA of Ricinus communis (castor bean), 1530 nucleotides long. RefSeq names its product sister-chromatid cohesion protein 3-like. The transcript is spliced from 2 exons. NCBI's taxonomy places the organism in Eukaryota, Viridiplantae, Streptophyta, Magnoliopsida, Malpighiales, Euphorbiaceae. The record is from RefSeq and is a predicted model, not a curated record. Gene Ontology annotation, cellular component: cohesin complex; chromatin; nucleus. Gene Ontology annotation, biological process: sister chromatid cohesion. The coding region runs from base 1 to 1530 and encodes 509 amino acids. Gene Ontology annotation, molecular function: chromatin binding.
AUGGAAUAUAGAUGGAAUAACUAUCCACUCCUCCUAUGCAAAUUCAUGGCUGACAAAGCAAAAAUACCAUCAUUUGUUGAGAUUAUUGUGCACAUGAACCUAGAGCUUUAUUCUCUAAAGAGACAAGAGCAGAAUUUCAAAAAUGUUCUUCAGCUGAUGAAAGGAUCAUUUUUUAAACAUGGGGAGAAGGAGGCACUUAGAUCUUGUGUGAAGGCCAUUUUGUUUUGUUCUACAGAGAGUCAAGGAGAGUUGAAAGAUUUUGCUGGUAAUAAAUUAAAGAAUCUUGAAGAUGAGCUAAUUGCUAAGCUUAAAUCUGCAAUGAAAGAAGCAGUGGGUGGUGAUGAAUAUUUUCUUCUUGUAAAUUUAAAAAGGUUAUACGAGCUUCAACUGUCAAAAGUUGUACCCAUAGAGAGUAUCUUUGAAGAUAUAGUCAAGGUUAUCCACAGUUUCAGAAAUGUGGAUGAUGACGUUGUCAGUUUUCUGCUUCUCAAUAUGUAUCUGCAUGUAGCAUGGUCGCUGCAGUCUAUUGUGAAUAGUGAAACUAUCUCUGAGGCACAAUUAUCCUCCCUGCUUUCUAAAUGCAAUAUCUUGUUUGAGGAACUUGAGUACUUUCUUAGGACACCUUCAGAAGAAACAAAAGUUAACAAGUACUCGAAUCUCCUAGCUUGCAGGGUUUGUAUUAUACUUGCAGAGGCCUGGUGUUUGUUUAGACACACAAAUUUUUCUUCAAAAAAGCUGGAAAGCUUAGGAUGUUGUCCAGAUACAUCUGUUGUUCAAAAAUUCUGGGAACUUUGUGAACAGCAGCUCAACAUUUCAGAUGAGACAGAUGAUGAAGACACAAACAAAGAGUACAUUGAGAAGACAAAUAGAGAUGCAGUUAUGAUAGCUGCAGCAAAGUUGACUGCUAGUGAUACAGUUUCCAAGGAAUCUCUUGCCCCUGGGAUCAUUUCUCACUUUGUGAUGCAUGGAACAAGUGUUGCAGAGAUAGUCAAGCAUCUACUCACUAUUAUAAAGAAAAAAGAUGAUGAUAUUUCCAAUAUUUUUCUAGAAGCAUUGAAAAGGGCCCAUCAAUGGCAUUUGGAGGAACUUUCUAAAAGUGAUGGUGGAUCAGUUAUACGAAAAUCUUUUCAAGACUGCAAGGACCUGGCAGCUCGACUUUCUAGCAAAUUCAUGGGUGCUGCUUGGAACAAGCAUAGAGCAGACAUCUUAAAAAUUAUCAAGGAGGGCAUUGAAUAUGCUUUCAAAAACGCUCCAAAACAGCUAUCUUUUCUGGAAAGUGCCAUGCUGCAUUUUGUGUCCAAACUUCCAACACCUGAUGUCUUGGAAAUUCUAAAAGAUGUUCAAAGUAGAACAAAGAAUGUAAACACUGAUGAAGAUCCCAAUGGUUGGCGUCCUUACUUCACAUUUGUUGACAACUUACGAGAGAAGUAUGCAAAGAAUGAAGGGUUGCCAGAUGAGAAAGAGGGGACUAAUGUAAGAUGCAGGGGUCGUCCAAAGAAGCGGCAAAACAUAGUUCCAACUAUGCAGUAA